AACUUCUAAACAAUUAACACAAAAAGAUGCGAUAGAAAAUGCCACUAUUACUCGACUCACCCCAGCGGAGCUCUCAAUAAGCCGACGACUUGUCCUCAGUAGAGACUAAAGCGAAGUAGCGGGCGGUUCGCUUCUGCUGGCUGCACACAUCGCCGAAGGAAAUAACAGGAGGGGAGUCAUCUCGCAUCUCGCCGUGAACCGGACGUGGAAUCAUUCAGAGACAACGUGCUUCCAUGUGUUUCUGAAGCGUCUCCAAACAGAUUGAGAAACCGUCAUCAUGACAUCGUUGGCUCACCAGCUAAAAAGGCUCGCGCUGCCUCAGAGCGACCCGAACCUGCUGACCCGCAAAGAGGUCACGUCGCUGCUCUUUGACCCCAAAGAUGCUGCAUCCAUGGACAGAAGCACCUUCUACGCCCUUGGCUGCACGGGGCUGGAAGAGCUGCUGGGAAUCGAGUCUGCGUUCCAGGAGUUCCAGGACACGCUCUUCAGCCCGUCCUCGCUGACUCUAGAGCGCAGUGUCCAGUCCAAAGAGGUCAACAAGAAGCUGGACACCGGCAUCUCACUCUUCCUCACCCGCCUCUGCCCGUACUUCCUCCUCAAACCGGCCCACAAGUGCAUCGAGUGGCUCGUUCACCGCUUCCACAUCCAGCUGUACAACGCUGACAGCCUGCUGGCCUGUGCGCUGCCUUACCAUGACACCAAAGUGUUUGUUCGAGUCCUGCAGCUCCUCAAGAUCAACGACGCCACCAGCCGCUGGAACUGGCUGCACUGCCUGCAGAAACCUGGCGUGCCGUUGUCGAGAGGAGCUCUGAUCACUCACUGCUACACAGACCUGAGCUUCAUGGACUUCAUCUGCACCAUGGUCACAGACUCCAUCCAGGCAUUUUCUGAUCACUCUGGGGGUUGCUCCCAGCUGAGAGUGGUCUUCUCCUUCUACGCCUCCACCAUCGUCCCCUCCCUGGACGCUGUGGAUAAAGUGUCUGACACCAUAAUUUCCAAAUUACUUCCAUACGUCCAAAAGGGAUUAACGUCUUCGCUGACUGACUACAAAGCCGCCACAUACAUGAUCGUGUGCCAGCUGUCAGUAAAGGUGAUGAUGGAGGCGAGUCUGGUUGACAGCCUCGCAGUGCACAUCAGCAAAUCCCUGGUCAAAGAGCCGGUUCUGGCUAAAGAGGGACUGGGCUGCCUCAUUGUGCUGCUGCAGAACCAGAAGGAGGGAGCUGCAGGGCCCAGAGCUUUCAGCCGUUUGUGCUCGAUGCCCACAUUGGCCUCAACACUUCAGGUCAUGGCAACUCUUCAUGAUGUCAGCCCUCUCCUGCGUUACCUGCUGCCCCACCUGAUCCACGCCACGUUCACCUGCAACUCAGGUAAAGGCACAGCGGAUGAGCUCGGUGUGUUGCAGUCCCUCCUCGAGUCCGUUCCUCUGACCAAAGGCUUGGACCAGGCUGUGGCUCGUUGGAUGCUGGACAAGUAUCUGAGUCAGACGGAGAUUUCUGAUGAAAACAUCUCAUCUCUCAACAAGCGCCUGGUGCCUCUGGUCCGACUGUUUGAGUGCAGAUACUGUGGAGCUUUGGACAAUGUUCUCGCAGGCCACAUAACCGACGUCAGCAAGACUGAGCAGAGGCAGCUUUUCCACCUCUUCCUCUCUAUGUCUAUGAGCAGCGGGAAAUACCAGAUUUUGGGCGACUCAGACACGUCGCUGCUCCUCAGUCUGAACCACCCGCAGCCUUUGGUCCGAGUCUCUGCUGUGGAACACCUGAGGACUACCGUCACCUCUGCGCAGCAGCAGAAUUUGGACAAAACAUUCCUGAAAGACGCUGUGAUGAACCGUCUGAUGGACGACGUGCCCCAGGUGGUGACAGCUGCACUCAAAGUCCUGGAGAUGUUGUUGGAUGAUUUGGACCCUGAUGACACAGUGUCAUGUUUGCUGUCUCUGCUGCACAGAGUGGAUCAGUCUGUGACCGAGCACUGGUUGCCUGUGCUGAACGAGGUGGUGCGUUUACUGUCCGACCCCUGGCUGGGAAAAGAUGAUGGUGAGCUGGUAAAGAGGGUGGGCUGGAGGCUGCUGCCGUUCUUGGUAGUCACAGAUGCACGUCCCAACUCGGUCCAGUUCUGCCUCUCCUCCUGCAUCGCCCAAUCCCCCAUCCUGACCCAGCACCCACUCACGCUCAACUGGGCCCAAGACUUCAGUAAAGUGAUGAAGAGAAGCUCUGAACCAAAUUUCAUGGGUCUGGCCAAUGAGCGUCUCGUCUCUGUGCUGAGUGGUAACCUUGCGAACAUGGAGCACUUCUUAAAACGUGAUGCGCUCGAGAAGUUGGCUCUGACUGUGGAGCAGCAGCGGGGCUCAGGCCUCAGAGACAGGACCUCCUUUCUGGUGCUGACCCAGACUCUGCUGCUCACCCUGGGGGAGCUGAGUGAGACCCAGCACCUGCUGACUGCCCAGAGGGUCUACGCACUGCUGGAGCCACAUCUGCUGGAGAUCAACAGGGGCCAGGAUGCUCAGGAAGCUGAGAGGGCUGUUGUUGCCACUCCUUCUUCCUUCUCUGAAGCUCUGACUCUGUACUUGAGGGAAUGUGGGCAGCGUCCAGGCAAACGGCUGGACAGAGAGUUCAGCUUUGUGGUGAUGCGUCUGCUCAGAGACUUUAUCUUCUCCCUGAAGUGUCACGACGCCUCAUUCAAAGAUGAGAUGUGGUGGAACCCAGAGAAGCUGGACACCAACACUUGCUGUUACCUGGGACUAAUCUGCCGUCUGUUUAGCGUUUGUAUAGGCGGUGCCGGAGACGGGCCAACAGCUUGCAGCUUCAGGGAACUGAUGAAGCUGCUUGUCCAGGUCCACUUGCGUGAGCCGGCUGUACUCUUCAGGUUCCUGUGCAUGGUGUGGGGGUACAGUAGUAACCAUGGAGACCAGCUGGAGGUGAAAGUUGGUGCUGUGCUGCAGACCCGGGCCCUGUACAUGGGCACGUCUGUUCUAGGAGUCCAGUCCAUGGCCACGCUGAAGGAGCUGGCAGCAGCAGACUCGCCUGUGGUCCUGUCCCUGUUGUGCUGCCUCAGCUCUCCAGCUCGGGAGGUCCGAGAGGUGACCCUGGCUGCACUGCAGAGCCUAUCGGGAGCUGGCACCUCCCCCUUCCAGCCAAUCAUUGGGAAGCUUCUGAAGACGCCAGAGGAGAUCGUUGCUGAUGCUUCGUACCUGAGCUCGGUUCUCGGGGUUCUGUAUGACAAGUGUCUGUCUGGUAAAGAGAAGAAGCUGCAGACAUCAAUGCAGCGACUGCUGCAGAGCAUCCAGAGUUCCUCCUGCCCAUCGUACUCCAUCGUGAGCCUGCUGAGAGCACUGAGCCAAGUCAACGGACAAGACAUCCUGGCAGCACUGCUUCCUGUGCUCGACCGGCUCCUGGAGCAGAGCGGCCCAGAAGCACCCACCCUGCUGCGGGCCGAGGCCCAGCUGAUGCAGCUCAUCCUGGAGAAGUUCAACGAGGCCUCGGCCCCGCUGCUGGCCCAGAACCAGAACAGUCUGGACCUGUUCAUCAGAGCACUGAGGACCUCAACGCAGCCGCACCCAGAUAUCCCCAGCUGCCAGAUCAUGGCUCUGGAGCAGAUCACAAAGCUGUUCUUCUCGGCUGUUGGAGACGAGAAGGUUCAACAAAAGCUGCUGUCGGUGAUGUUCGACCUGCUUUUGGAGAGCAGGAGUCCACAGGUGGCCAACAGCAUCAGCAGCGUCUUCAAAGCGAUCACUGUCGACAGUCAGCUCAUGGCCAACGAGCUUGCUCCUCCUGAGAAACCCAAAGUCAGCGUGACGGUGCAGCAGAGCCGCAGGAGUAGAAUGGCCCAGAGAAAACCACAGGAGAGUGAACCGGAGGCAGCGGCUGUGUCCUGGCAGAGAGUUACUCUGAUCCUGGAGCUGCUGCAGCACAAAAAGAAGCUGAAGAGAGCCCAGAUGCUGGUGCCGGUUCUGUUCACUCUGCUGGGCAGGAGUCUGGAGCUGAGUUCCAGCGACACCAACAUGGAGUACACCAAGCAGCUGCUGCUCAGCUGCCUGCUCAAUGUGUGUCACAAGCUGUCGCCCAUCGGCACACCUGUGGCUGCAGACGUCCUGGAUGAAGACAAGUUCAGCGUGGAGCUGGUCGUUCAGUGCAUCCGAGGAUCCGACAUGCCGCAGACCCACCACCAUGCACUGCUGCUGCUGGGCACCGUUGCCUCCAUUUUCCCUGAGAAAGUCCUGCACAACAUCAUGCCCAUCUUCACCUUCAUGGGAGCCAACAUCAUGCGCUUGGAUGACGCCUACAGCUUCAGGGUGAUCGACAAGACGGUGCAGAUGGUGAUACCAGCGCUGAUCAAGGCGAACCAGCUAUCAGACAGCAGCUCUUCAGCCCACAUGGACUCUGUGGUGACCAGGAUUGUGCACGUGUUUGCGGACGCGUUGCCUCAUGUUCCUGAGCACCGACGGCUUCCCAUCCUGACCCAGCUCGUAAGCACCCUGGGGCCCGCCCGCUUCCUCUGGGUCCUGAUGCUGCUUCUGUUCAAGCUGCACGCCAUGCAGGGAGCAAGCUCCCCAGCCGAGAAGGAUGCGGCUCGGGAGCAGGACGUGGACUUCUGGAUUUCGCUGUCCUGUCAGUUUGAGGUCAGCGACCAGCUCACCUCCCUCAUCAACAUCCUGAACUUCCUGCUGCAGCUGCCGGACGACAAAGACGACGCUGCAGCUCCAGUGACGCGCUCUGUGGGCCGGCGAGGAGCCAAGAAGGUGGAGAACGAGGACAAGAUGGAGGAGCUGAUCUUCAGCGUGGAGGCUCACAGCAGCAAAGAGCUGCGACACUUCAAGUUCCUCUCUGUGUCCUUCAUGGCUCAGCUGCUGGGCUCAGCCAUCUUCAUCGGAAAGGUUGCGGACAGCAGCGACGCUGACGAGUCUCUGCAACAGCUGCAGCAGAGGCUGCUGGAGGAGAACCUGCGCUACAUCCAUAGCGUGGCUGGUUGUGUGGAGGAAAACGUGGACAAACCCACUGCCAAGUUCUGGAGAGUCCUGCUCAACAAGGCCUAUGACGUUCUGGAUAAGGUGAACGCCUUGCUGCCUGCGGACACCUUUAUCGUGGUAAUGAAGGGGCUGAUGGGGAACCAGCUGGCAUCGGUCAGGAGGAAAGCCAUGGAGCUGCUGAACAACAAGCUGCAGCACAGGAGCCAGUGGGACGAGCAGCAGGUCACCAAGCUGCUGCAGCUGACUGCCGACCUGCUGUGCAUCGUGGGUAAAGGUCACGUCAAGGUCACUGAGGCAGCUGAGCAGGCCAUCAACCGGCAGACGGCGCUCUACAGCCUCAAGCUGCUGUGCCGCAGCUUCGGCUCCGACCACAAAGAGACAUUCGUGCCCGUGCUCCUGCGAGCGGUGCAGAUCGUCACGGCGACAGACGAGGAGAAGAACGUGAUGAGUAGCGCUCUGCUCUGUAUUGCAGAGAUAGUCAGCACGCUCAAGGCCCUCGCCAUCCCACAGCUGCCCAGGUUGAUGCCCGCGGUGCUGCACGUGCUGACCGACAGGAAGGACCUGCUGACCAACGAGAUCUACCUGUUGAGUGCCGUGACAGCCCUGCAGCGCAUUACCGAGGCGCUGCCACACUUCAUCAGCCCCUACCUGCAGGACACCACCCUGCAGGUGUGUCGACUCACACGGCUCGUAGAAACCUCCUCCUCCUCGUCCUCCACCUUCAGCCAGCUGUCGGCUCGCCUCGCCUCCCUGAGGAGCACGAUCGCCACCACGCUGCCACCCAGGGUCCUGCUGCCCACCUUUAGCAGGUGCUACAGCAGCCUGGUGGUGGACCGCAAGGCCCAGCUGGAGGCGCUGAUGAGCAUCCUGAAGGAACACAUCGCUCACACGGAGAAAGACCUGAUCAACGUCCACCAGGCAGAGCUCACCGCCUUCUUCCUCUCCACGCUGGACUUCCGGGCGGAGCACUGUCAGGGCGACCUGGAGAAGACGUCUCUGAUCGAGGGCAGUGUGAUCGACUGUCUGCUCACCAUGGUGAUGAAACUGUCCGAGGUCACGUUCAGGCCGCUCUUCUUCAAGCUGUUCGACUGGAGCAAAUCUGGCAGCAACGAGCGCCUGCUGACGUUCUACCGACUGUGCGACUGUGUCGCAGAGCGGCUUAAAGGCCUGUUCGUCCUGUUUGCAGGAAACCUGGUGAAACCUUUCUCAGAGCUGCUGCAACAGACACACAGCUCCCACACAGAUGAGCCGCUGUUCGCCUCGGACCAGGCCACAGAGAAGACGGGUCAGCUGCUCCAGUCCAUCCUCAACUGUCUCCAUAAGCUCUGCCUGUAUGACACUCAGCGCUUCCUGAGCAGAGAGCGAGCCGACGCCCUGCUGAUGCCGCUGGUCGACCAGCUGGAGAACAUGCUGGGUGGAGAACAGAAGUACCAGCAGCGCGUGAGCCAGCACCUGGUACCUUGCAUGGGUCAGUUCUCUGUGGCUCUGGCUGAUGACGCUCAGUGGAAAACUCUGAACUACCAGGUCCUGCUUAAGACCAGGCACAGCAGCGCCAAGGUGCGUUUCUCGGCUUUGUUGGUGCUAAUGGAGCUGGCAUCGAAGCUGAAGGAGAACUACAUGGUGCUGCUGCCGGAGACCAUCCCCUUCCUGGCAGAACUGAUGGAGGACGACUGUGAGGAGGUGGAGCAGCAGGUGCAGAAGGUCAUUCAGGAGAUGGAGAACAUUCUGGGAGAACCUCUGCAGAGCUACUUCUAAUGUCACUUUUUGUACUUUUACUGUCAAAUGUAUGAUUAAUAAACUCACUCAUUCUCUCUCA
This is a messenger RNA of Betta splendens (Siamese fighting fish), 6779 nucleotides long. RefSeq names its product HEAT repeat containing 1 (gene heatr1). The record is from RefSeq and is a predicted model, not a curated record. Gene Ontology annotation, molecular function: snoRNA binding. Lineage: Eukaryota; Metazoa; Chordata; Actinopteri; Anabantiformes; Osphronemidae. Gene Ontology annotation, cellular component: t-UTP complex; 90S preribosome; small-subunit processome. Gene Ontology annotation, biological process: maturation of SSU-rRNA from tricistronic rRNA transcript (SSU-rRNA, 5.8S rRNA, LSU-rRNA); positive regulation of transcription by RNA polymerase I. The transcript is spliced from 46 exons. Bases 278 to 6718 code for a protein of 2146 amino acids.